Molecule: messenger RNA, 870 nt
Organism: Macadamia integrifolia
Lineage: Eukaryota; Viridiplantae; Streptophyta; Magnoliopsida; Proteales; Proteaceae
Product: zinc finger BED domain-containing protein RICESLEEPER 2-like
Exons: 4
Coding region: 1-747 (248 amino acids)
Molecular function (GO): DNA binding; protein dimerization activity
Source: RefSeq, a predicted model, not a curated record
AUGGCACAACAAAUGAAAAAGAAGUUUGAUAAGUAUUGGGACUCAUAUAGCAUCAUUUUAGCUAUUGCUGUUGUAUUUGAUCCUCGUUACAAGCUAAUCUUUGUUAGGUAUGCUUUUGAUAAGAUAUACAGUUUGGAUUCAACAGCAAUGGAAAAGUUUAACCUUGUGAAAUCGACCUUAGCACAACUCUUUGAAGAGUACCGGUGCAUGGAGAUAACUGAGGAAGAGAGAGGAUUACAAUCACAUGCUAUUGAGGACAAUACAGUUGGAGAUGUUUUAGAUUGGGAGGAGCUAUCUAUGUAUGAGAGUUCUACUACUACUGUAAUACAAGAUAAAUCCGAAUUAGAUUUAUAUCUAGAAGAGCCAAGGAUUAAAGAUCCGAUCAAGCAUUAUGAUGUAUUGGCCUUUUGGAAGUCACAAGGAUCAAAGUAUCGUGAUCUUUCUCGGAUGGCACGGGAUGUGUUGGCUAUUCCGGUAUCAACUGUUGCUUCUGAAUCAGCUUUUAGUGCUGGAGGUAGAGUUAUUGACAAAUACAGAAGUAAGCUUUUGCCUACAAAUGCUGAAGCGUUGAUUUGCCUUCGAGAUUGGAUGUUCGGAGUAGACUUUAGAGCUGAACCGGUUGAUGAUGCCAGUGAUUUGGCUAAUGCUUUGGGGAAUGUGUUGUCUUUGGAUGUGAGUGGUGAUACUAAUAUUACAGUAGAACCUACACAAAGAUCUUCUAAUGCCUCUACUGCAGCUAAUGUUUAGUCUGUUAGGUGGGAUUGAUGUUGAAGCACUCCAGAUUAGACGAAAUCAGGAUAAUUUUGAGUCAUGUAACUAAAUAUUUAACUUUGGGGAUGUUUGGAUACGAAUUUAAGAUUUUUUGUGAUA